AUGCUCCUUUGCCUGUACAGAGUAAAAUAUCUUGGUCACCUCUUGAUUCCUGAAGGAAUUAAGCCUAAUGAGACCAAGGUACAAGCGAUACUCACUAUGAAGGAACCAACUAAUGUCAAACAGCUCAAAACCUUAUUAAAGACCUGCACUUGGUUUCGCAAAUGUGUACAAAACUUCUCAGGGAUUGUUCACCCUCUUACUAAGCUCACCAGAAAACAUGAACCAUGGUCAUGGGGUGAAGACCAGCGCAAGGUGUUCGAUGAACUGAAGAUAAAGCUUACGUCUUCACCUAUUUUAAUACAAGUCGACUAUCUUCAAUUUUUGGUACGAACUGAUGCCAGCAAUCAUGCUCUUGGUGCAGCUCUCAUGCAGGUUCAAAGCGAGCAUCCUGACGAACGCGUAAUAGAGUACGCCAGCAGACUUUUAACACCUGCAGAACAACGAUACUCAACGACUGAGUGA
Messenger RNA from Parnassius mnemosyne (clouded apollo), 462 nucleotides. Lineage: Eukaryota; Metazoa; Arthropoda; Insecta; Lepidoptera; Papilionidae. The record is from the annotation of a GenBank genome assembly.